Messenger RNA from Arvicanthis niloticus (Nile rat), 1419 nucleotides. It is a transcript of the gene Slc16a5, whose product is annotated as solute carrier family 16 member 5. Gene Ontology annotation, cellular component: basolateral plasma membrane. The record is from RefSeq and is a predicted model, not a curated record. Gene Ontology annotation, molecular function: monocarboxylic acid transmembrane transporter activity. Lineage: Eukaryota; Metazoa; Chordata; Mammalia; Rodentia; Muridae. Gene Ontology annotation, biological process: monocarboxylic acid transport; transmembrane transport.
AUGCCCCGGGCCCUUGAACAAGCGGAUGGCAGAUGGGCCUGGGUAGUCCUGAUAGCCUCCCUGGUGACCCAGGCCCUCACUGUGAGCUUCCCUUCCUGUGUCGGUGUCUUCUUCACUGAUCUUCAGCGUGAGUUCCAGGCCAGCAACAGUGAGACCUCAUGGUUUCCCUCCAUCAUGGGGGCCAUGAUCCAUGGUGGGGGACCCCUGUGCGGCUUCCUGGUCAAACGUUUCGGCUGCCGAGUGACCGUAAUGCUGGGGGGUGUGCUGGCCAGCCUGGGCAUGGUGGCCAGCACCUUCUCUGGCUCGCUCACCCAGCUCUUCCUCACCGCAGGACUGAUCACAGGCCUGGGCAUGUGUUUCAGCUUCCAGUCAAGUAUCACAGCAGUGGGCUUGUAUUUUGUCCGCCACCGGCCACUAGCCAACGCAUUGGCCUCCAUAGGAAUCUCCGUGGGCGUCACCCUCUGGCCGCUGCUGGCCCGAUACCUUCUGGAAACCCUUGGCUGGAGGGGCGCCUUCCUCAUCUUCGGUGGCAUCUUUCUCCACUGUUGUGUAUGUGGAGCCAUCCUGAGGCCUGUUGCCACCAAUGCGGUCCCUGAGCCCAAAGAAGAUCCCCUUCUACCUCCCAAGACACCUAAACGCAGCUGCCUGGCAACGUGUGUCUCAACCAUCCAGUACCACCUGGCCUUUGACAUCCUUCGGCACAAUAUGGACUUCUGCAUAUACGUCACGGGCACGACAUGGAUGAUCCUGGGUUUUCCACUGCCGCAUAUCUUUCUGGUGCCGUACGCUAUGCAUCAUGGGGUGGAUGAAUAUUGGGCAGCCAUGCUCAUGUCCACUGUCGGCUUCUGCAACAUCUUCUUGCGGCCAGCGGCAGGACUGCUGGCAGGCAGGAAGAGCUUGGCUGCCUACCGGAAGUACCUGUUUGCCUUGAUGAUCCUCGUCAAUGGGCUCACCAAUCUAAUUUGCACAGUGUCAGCAGACUUCCGGGUGCUCCUGGGCUAUUCCCUGGUGUACAGCCUGUCCAUGUGUGGAAAUGGAAUCCUCAUCUUCCAGGUUCUAAUGGACAUUGUCCCGAUGGAUCGUUUCCCCAGUGCCCUGGGCCUCUUCACCAUCCUGUGUGGUGUGGCUUCUCUCGUCUCUCCACCAUUGGCUGGUCUGCUGCUGGACAAGACCAACAACUUCAGCUAUGUUUUCUACAUGUCGAGCGGCUUCCUCGUCUCAGGCUCCCUUUUCUUGGGUGUGGGCUUCUAUGCCGCAGAGAAGAAGAAGAAGAAGAAGUUGAAGUUGAAGCAAGAUGGGCAAGCCAAGAUGGAGGAUGCCACCUCAGAAAUUACCUCAAUGCACGGUCUUACCUCAGAAGACAAGGACAGUGCCAAGAAGCAACCAUACCCUGAAACCAUCUAUGUGACCAGUGUCUGA